CAGACUUGGGAACAAAUACACUUGUACUUCAAUCUAAGUUUGGGGAGGAGGAGGAUAGCACAAUUUCAGAUUGUAUGGUUGUUGCAGAAUCUGGUUUACCUCUUGAUGCUGCAGAGACUCCUCUAAACGCAGAGGUCAUCAGGGAAGAUGCACAACCUAGUUUUCUCCACAAAGUAGCUAGGGGUAAGCAGAUUGAUUCUGUCCAAGGCCUAGAAGACAACCUCCAACCAUAUUCCAUCCUCUACCCCCCGUUGCCAAGAUUCAGUCUUUCUCCUUUUGCCAACGAAUUCAUUCCCACUAUGCCUAAUUCCUUUGCAGCACUUUUCAGCCAAGAAGAUGCCAUUGAAACAUCAUUGGAACCACUUGCUUCAGAUGACCCAUUGGCAAAUAUUGAUGGAAGGAAUAUGGCACUCUCCAACAAUGCCAUUGAGGAUUUGCCACAUGAAAGAGAUGAGCCUAUACUUUACACACACUCGGAUGGAGAGGACAUGGCCUUUAUAGAUUAUAGACUUAAACCCCUCCAAAUAGACAUUUCAAGGUGCUCUAAGACACCAUUAUUUCUGGGAAGGGUGUUUAAAGGUCGGAAAACUUUCUCUCCAUCUCAUAUGGUCACUAGAAGUAAAGCGAGGCUGCUUACUGAAGGUAGAAAAAAUAAUCCUUUGGGCUUGUUAGAUGAAUCAAAUGACUCAGCCAAUUCCUUCGCUAAUGAUAUUAUUGAAGCCUUCAAACUAAGUUGUCCAGUUAAGAAGGAGACUGCUCCUAAAACCCCCCAUCAUCCCAUUACCCGAAGCCAAAAAAGGAAAGCAAAAAAGAAGGCUAAGCUUGCUAAGGUAGUGGAUCCGAACUGGGAUGAUUUUCAAGACGGUUUCCUCUAAUCUUUUUAUUCUUCAGUAUUGGAUUCUUUCAUAUGUGUUUAUAUUAUAAAGCAUUUUGUUGCAAAGAGGUCAACAGGAUUUCAACGGCAUGGUCCCUGGUUUUUCUUUCAAAAAGUCUGGGUAAUACGGAGUAGCAUAUUACAACUAUUGUUUUUCUUCUUCUUGUGACCUGAUCCUAUUUGGUGAGCUCACCUCCAGAGCUCCAUCGUCAAGAUAUAAUUAACAGGGUGCACGCGGUUAGAUAAAGGGG
This is a messenger RNA of Cuscuta campestris, 1125 nucleotides long. Lineage: Eukaryota; Viridiplantae; Streptophyta; Magnoliopsida; Solanales; Convolvulaceae. The record is from the annotation of a GenBank genome assembly.